AUGAGGCGGGUCAAUUGGACCGGCACGGCUCGUCCAUCGACAUACUCGAAGCUCAUUAUGGGCUCUCCUAGCUACAGAUCGAUAUCGUCUACCUCCAAGCCAGCACCAGCACCAGCAGCAACAACACCAUCAUACUCACGAAAGGCCUCUAGCAAUACCCCUAGGAGAACAUAUAACAGCUACAACAAGUCUGCAUCUUCGUCACAAACGACAUCAGCGUCCGCUUCUCCCCCAAAACCCGCGCCAACAGCUCCAUCCACGCCCAAUGAGCCAGAGCCGUCACCACCGUCAUUCACAACACAGUCAACCUCACACCCGAUACAAAACAUAACCAAGACCGGCCUCGCUGACGCCCCUCCCGACCUCGUGCUGGAGCCUGCAAACGUUCCAAACGGCCACGUCGACUGGACACGCUCAUAUCACGGCCUAAGCGCCGAGCCCUUCUCAAAGGAAGCUGCUGCCAUUCUGCUAGCACCAGUCGAACCAGACGAUGUCGAGAUCAAGCCCGACGGUAUCGUGUACCUGCCUGAAAUCAAGUAUCGGCGUAUACUCAACAAGGCGUUUGGGCCAGGGGGAUGGGGUCUCGUGCCGCGCAGCGAGAGUAUCGUGACGGGCAAGACGGUAACGAGGGAAUAUGCUCUUGUCGCGCAUGGCCGUCCGGACGGGAUACCGACUGCCACCGAAGGGUGCAAGUCCAACGCCAUGAUGAGAUGUUGUAAGGACCUGGGAGUUGCGAGCGAGCUGUGGGAUCCACGGUGGAUUCGCAAGUUCAAGGCCUCGUAUGCAAAAGACGUGUUUGUCGAGCAUAUGGUGAGUAAGAAGAAGUCGAAGAUCUGGAUACGCAAGGACGACGAGGUGAUGUAUCCGUGGAAGAGGACAUGA
This is a messenger RNA of Microsporum canis CBS 113480, 882 nucleotides long. RefSeq names its product mitochondrial genome maintenance protein MGM101. The transcript has 2 exons. Gene Ontology annotation, biological process: interstrand cross-link repair; recombinational repair. The record is from RefSeq and is a predicted model, not a curated record. Gene Ontology annotation, molecular function: single-stranded DNA binding. Gene Ontology annotation, cellular component: mitochondrial nucleoid; mitochondrial chromosome. The coding region runs from base 1 to 882 and encodes 293 amino acids. Lineage: Eukaryota; Fungi; Ascomycota; Eurotiomycetes; Onygenales; Arthrodermataceae.